AUGAACGCUUACAACCUGAAGGCACCUACCCCAAUGGCUUUUAGUACUCUUUCCGUCCCCGUUGAAGAGCGAGCGACACGACUUCUUGCGGCGUGUGAGUCCUGUCUUGUAGUUACUCGCAUCCCGGGUGUUGACAUGUCGUUUCGCCGCAUCAUGGAACGCAAGUGUUUGCGCUGCGGUGGCACCCUGGUGCUGCCCCAGGAGGUCAUGGAGAUGCUCAUCCUUUACGGAAGCUUUGUGCCCGAGUCAGUAGCUGUCACACUCAUACUGGGAACGAUGGUGCUGCAUCCGUCGCUACGACCGGACUUUAUGGCGGCGGCGAUGAACGAGCUGCUUAGUCCCCUGCAGACGGACUUUGUCUAUGAUGUGGCCGUACCCAAGCGGCCAGAAGGACUGGGUAUGUCGCUGCGCAUGAAUCAAGGAAAUCUCGUUGUUGGCGGCUUUAUUGACUUUGAGAACAACAGUGAAAGUCCAUCUGUUGCAGCUCGAAUAAUUGCUGUAAAUGACGUGUUGGUUGCGAUCAACAAGAAGUCUAUCACGUCAUGGUCAUUUGAAAAGAGUAUUAGCAUGCUGGCUCGUGCAGCGUCGCCUGUGUACUUGACAUUUCGGCGUCGCCAGGCCGUUAUGCUGCUCUAA
Molecule: messenger RNA, 636 nt
Organism: Peronospora belbahrii
Lineage: Eukaryota; Oomycota; Peronosporomycetes; Peronosporales; Peronosporaceae
Source: the annotation of a GenBank genome assembly